AUGUCUCCUCUCUUCUGUUUCUUGGCUUUGUUCCUCGCUGUGCAGAAUAUCGAUGCAGAGCGUCCAACUGAAGUAAGAGUGAUAACCAAUCAGUUGUUCCAUCAUCUCUUGAACAACAUGCAUAUGAAAGUGUUUAGAAAUAUGCUGGACGAGUACCUCGGAACUAAAGGUAUCAAUUUUGCUCAAGAGGAAAUUCAAGAGAGAAUUGUGGACGAGAGAGGCAUGUUUGCUGUUCGCUACAUUCUGCGUGGUUUUGAAUGCAAUGAGAGUUUUUUUUUCAGCUGGUCGAACUUGCACGUGAUGGCAAAAGCAGAACAGACUUCGUAUCAGCCGUCAAAAUCAAGUGCCCGUGCAAACCCGAAAUUGUGA
Cylicostephanus goldi is the source of this 369-nucleotide messenger RNA. The record is from the annotation of a GenBank genome assembly. NCBI's taxonomy places the organism in Eukaryota, Metazoa, Nematoda, Chromadorea, Rhabditida, Strongylidae.